Neoarthrinium moseri is the source of this 999-nucleotide messenger RNA. RefSeq lists its product as uncharacterized. The coding region runs from base 1 to 999 and encodes 332 amino acids. The record is from RefSeq and is a predicted model, not a curated record. The transcript has a single exon. Gene Ontology annotation, biological process: secondary metabolic process. Lineage: Eukaryota; Fungi; Ascomycota; Sordariomycetes; Amphisphaeriales; Apiosporaceae.
AUGGUCAAGCUCUCUGAAAUCAGAUCGGCAAACACGUCGCUCAAGUCCUCACGCUCCAGACUUACAGCCGUGGUCGUCGGUGGGACCAACGGCAUCGGGCGGGGCUUUCUCUCAGCCCUGGCCGCGCAGAGCGACAGCCCCAAGAUCUACAUAGUGGGUCGCAACCCGACCACGCUCUCGACCAUCGUGUCGGAGCUCCAGUCGCUGAACCGGACCGGGACCUACAUCCCCGUGCCGGUGGCAGACCUGACGCUGCUCGCCGACGUAGAGAAGGCCACGGCCCAGAUUGUCGAGAAGGAGCCCAAGUUGGAUCUGCUGUUCAUGUCCCAGGGUUACUUAUCGCUAGGCGGUCGUGACGAGAGCGUAGAGGGACUUGAUAAGCUGACGACUAUCCGUCACUACGGCCGAACGUUGUUCAUCCUCAACCUGCUCCCGCUGCUCAAUGCCGCGCCAUCUCCGCGCGUAGUGAGUGUUCUAGGCGGUGGCCAGGAGGGCCCUAUCUUCACCGAUGACCUGGAAUUCAAGGACCCAAAGAACUACAGUCUGCCCAAGAUUGCCGGGGCCAGCGGCACCUACGUGACGCUUACGCUGGAGCAGCUACAGAAGCGUAACCCGAAGAUCAGCUUUGUCCAUGCGUUCCCGGGGCUCGUCAAGACCAACUUGAUCAACCCCGAGCACUGGGGGCCGGUGGCCCGGUUCCUUAUCAACUGGGUCCUUCUGCCCACGAUCGGCCGCUUCUUCUUCAUCUCGCCAGAGGUGUCUGGGGAGCGCAUCUUGUACGCGGCCUCGAGCCCGCAGUUCGGCGCCCAGGGGACCGGUGACGACUUGGCCGUGGGGUCCAAUGGCGUGCGGGGCAGCGGUGCCUACACGCUCAACGAGAAGCCCGAGGCCGUGCACAAUGACAAGGCUCUGAAACCACUCCGGGAAGAGAAGUCGGACGUCCUGAUCUGGGAGCAUACAUUGGAGAUACUGGAGAGAGUUUUGGGCAGGAAAUUCUAA